UGAAAGUUCAGCCGCAUUCAAGGAUUACCCUAAUAAACAAUUGAAAAAAGGAAUCAUUUCGUCUCAUGAACUUGUCCUAAAAAAUGACAAAGCAGAAAUCAAAGAAAUUAAAAUCAACCCAUAUAAAGAAGUUGAAACAUUAUUCGUAGAACCAUCUCAAGUUAUUCGCUUUCCAGGAUACAGACGUCGUCGAAUGUUUCGUUUCCCAGGGUACAGACGCCGUCGAAUUUUUCGUUCUCCAGGGUACAGACGUCGUCGAAUUUUUCGCUCCCCAGGGUACGGAUGUUGUUGA
This is a messenger RNA of Ambispora leptoticha, 292 nucleotides long. Lineage: Eukaryota; Fungi; Glomeromycota; Glomeromycetes; Archaeosporales; Ambisporaceae. The record is from the annotation of a GenBank genome assembly.